GUUACGAUUAAUACAAAUAAAUCUGAGAUAUUAGCACAUUAUAAAUUUAAAAUAAAUUUUGUUACAAAAACUUUCAAUUCAACAUGGCUGAUGAAAGACCUUCCUUAACACGCAGCGAACGCUUGGCCGCUGUCGAUGUCAAUGAUCUGCUGCCCAAAUGCAUUGUGAAGCGCACGGUUACCAAAAAGGACUUUGUGGAUCACAUGCAUGAUGGUAUCAGUCACAAGCCAAAGAAGAUAUUUCGCUAUCAAACCGAUCCUGCGCUAAUCUCUGGCCAUUAUGCCAACAAUCUCAAGGUGAAUAACAAUGAGAUCAAGACACGCACCUGGCCAUAUGCCAUGGAUUGGCGCGAGGAUUAUCGUCAGUUCUUGAGGCGGACCAAGUGGUGCAACGAAGAGAUUUACAAGCUCUUUUUUGAGUGUCCUCCAGUGCGCUACGAUCAAGUUGAAGCUUACUUGAAGGACUUGCGUAAAACUAUUUACUGGUCGGAUUAUUCACCUGAUGAAUACGUUUCGCUGAUUAGUCAGAAAACUAUUAAACCUAGCGACUCUGCUGACAGCAAAACGCAAUCGAAGGAUAUUCAAACGACUUAUGGCAAUUAUUACAAUCGUCUGCAAGAAUUGGGCGAUAAUUUUUACAAACAGAAACCAAUUCCCAAGGAUAUGUCGUUGGACGAAUUUCGUGAGAAUAUGCGCAAGCUGUUUCGCAAAUAUGAUUUGAGCACGUACUUUGAGGAAGUGUGUGUGCCAGCUCUAGUUACUGCCAAGGAUGGCAAGAUGCCUGCAGGACCCAUUGAUCGUUAUACAUUGCGUAGAUAUUAGAAACUUACACGUGUUCCCAUUCGUGAAAUAGCGGCAGGAUGCGAUUAGAUCGUGCAAUUGGCACAAAAAUCAUGGCGUACUUCAAAUAAACAUUUGUGUCCUGCAAAGCAGUAAAGUACAUUAGUAAAGCAAAUUGUUAAAA
Drosophila albomicans is the source of this 963-nucleotide messenger RNA. RefSeq lists its product as uncharacterized. The transcript has a single exon. The record is from RefSeq and is a predicted model, not a curated record. The coding region runs from base 84 to 821 and encodes 245 amino acids. Lineage: Eukaryota; Metazoa; Arthropoda; Insecta; Diptera; Drosophilidae.